Periophthalmus magnuspinnatus is the source of this 3516-nucleotide messenger RNA. RefSeq names its product thioredoxin domain containing 16 (gene txndc16). The transcript is spliced from 20 exons. Bases 439 to 2958 code for a protein of 839 amino acids. The record is from RefSeq and is a predicted model, not a curated record. Lineage: Eukaryota; Metazoa; Chordata; Actinopteri; Gobiiformes; Gobiidae.
UAGCAUGAGCGGGAGUGGAAAUAAGCGGCGUUUCCUUCAAAAUAGUCUUUAAAAACGUGAUUAAAACCGAUUGAACUCCAAAUUAACACUGUUUAUCAUCUCAUACAAGUCUUAAGUAAAGUUUUAAUUGGUAAAGUUUAACGUAGAGCCCGGUUUUAUGUGUACAAAGUUGGGCUUAGUGUCAUUUUAACGGUUCUAAUUUGAAAUAGAAAAGGAAAUCACUUUGCACAUGGACUGACUUUAUGAGCAUCUCUCUGCAUUGCAAUGAAGACAAGAAUUUUAUAUUUUUGUGUUGUUUUUUGUGAGAAAAAGGCUAAAAUGCAUGAAUCUGCAGUCAGUUACAGGUUUACUGGGAGAAGAUGGUGUAGAUUUUAGUUUUUGUUGAGCUGAUCUGGAUCCUCCUCUCCUCCUGGACUGCAUCAGACAGAAUAAACCACAAUGGCGCUGUGGCCGUCUGUGGCCGUGCUCCUGCUCUGCGCCGCGUCUGGAGGAUGUCUGGAAAAGGCCAACGCGUCAAAUCUAAUCGAAUUCACCGCGGCAGAUUUCUAUCAUAAACUUUAUUCUGGGAAGAUGAUGUUUAUGUAUUUUGAGCGUGAAGCUCCUCCAUUUAUCUCCGUCUUCCUGGUGGAGCUGGAGAAGUCGGCUGAGAUACUUCAAGAUUACGGCGUGCUGGUUGGGAAGGUCAACUGCAAUAAAGAGGUGGUUUCCAAGUAUUGCUCAGACGACAAAGUACUACACACAGCCUUUCUGUUCAGGAGCGGUACAGAGUUUCUGAGCUUUGACCUGGACACUGUUUUUGAUGUGAACGCCAUCGUCUCAGAGGUUUUGUUUGCGAUUCUGCGUGACGAGGUGAGGUACGUCCACACUGACGCUGACCUGUCUGCGAUGGAGAAGAGCGUGAAGGGGAAGAAAGACAUCGUGUUGUGUUACGUCAGCAGUCUGGGGACGCGAGAGCACAGGUCCAUUAUGGAGACGGCGUUUGUUUACGGCUCAAAAUACCAGUUUAUCCUCAUAACGGGAGGCCCUGUCCUCAAACACCUGGGUCUCGUCACUUCUUCUCCGUCGGCUCGAGUCUGGGUCCUUCACUGCACAGACCACAGAUCUGACCGAUGCCCUUUGACCCCGAUGAGGAAACCUGUGUCCACUCUCGGUCUUCACUCGUUCCUGCAGCUCAUGGACGCUCCUUUACUGACUGAGCUUCACGAGGACCCCUCACAAAUCCCCCCGUCCCAGUUUCCCCACCAGCUCGUCCCGCAGCUGUUUCUGUUCUCACUUCCUGAAACUGAAGCGUUGGAUAAGGAAAACGCAAACACGCUGGCUGGGAAACUCCGAGGACUCGCCCAAGUGCUGCUCGUUCACAGGGGAAGUGCUGCUGUUCAGACUCCUCAGCUCUACAAUGCUGCUUACAGGCUCCCAGGAAAGGCCUUAGAAUAUUUGACCUUACGCAGCAUCGAGGACGUACUGGACCUGUUCACAGAUGAAAACACAGAGAAAGUGUCUGAAAAAGAGGAGGAAGCAGAAGAAAUGGAGGAUUUUGAGGACGACGAUGAUAUUUUUGACCAGUUUGACGAUGAAGUCGCUGCUUCUGUUUAUCUAAAACGAGGGAUGGAUCUGGACAUGGAGGUUUUCACUGAGCUCAACAGGCAGAAUUUUCACAGUGUAGUGGCACAAAGCAGCCUGACAGUGGCGCUGUUUUACCUCAAAUGGGACGCUGCUUCUAUGGCUUUUCUCGAGGCUUUUGUUGAAGUAGCUGAAAGUUUAUUGGACGGCGAUGUUGACGAUGUCCAGAUGUGUGCGGUCAACUGCGGGGAGUGGACCGACCUGUGCGCGGCGGAGUCCGACCCGUCCGACCCUCCCUUUCCCUUUCGACCAAUCACGGCCUUCCCCACUGUUUUGAUGCUUCGACCCCGAGAGCCCGCGCGGCGCUACGGAGGGAUGCUAACGAGCCAAGCGCUGUUCCGUUUCAUCCUACUGAGUCGCGUCGCUUCCCCUCUCCAUUUAAACGAUGCUGAUAUGAGUGUAUUUAUGAGCGGGGCCAUCCAUCCCGACCUGCCAGGACACACUGUUGAUAAAGUCCUGGGAUUAUUCCGCACACGCUCACAUCCAGGCGUGUCGCUGUUCACUGGAGCAGCUGAAGCUCUGCGGGGGGAGCUGCUGACGGGUUUGCUGACGGACGACCUGGCGCUAAAAUGGGCGUCCGAUCACUCCGCGGACCUCCCUGUUGUUUUGGUGUUUCCUUGGUGGCGUCCGGACCGUCCCCCCUCCACGCUGACCGUCCCCUCCUCCGCAGAAGAGCUGACAGCGCUCAUAAACGCCGCACUCCUUCAGCCCGUGCCCGAGCUCACCGUGGCCUCCCUGCCCGCCCUCCUGUCCCGGGGUCGGACUCUGCUGCUUCUGUUCGUGGGGGAAGAGGAGGAUGAAAUCGGGCGGAGGCAGAACGAGGCGCUGGUUGGAGAGCUGGAGAGAGUCGUGGAGAUGGGAGGAGCAGAGAUGGAAAAAUACUCGGCCUGUUAUAUCCAUUUGGGGCGCACUCCCGCGGGGAUCGACGUCCUUGGAUCGUACCUUGGCUCCGUGCCUCCUCUGCCCUCUCUGAUACUCACCCACAAUCCAUCAGCGGCGGAAAUCUACCAGUAUCCUCCACGGCUGCCCAUCAGCGCCCCCUCUGUGCUGCAGUGGGUACAGAGGGUGGAGGAGGGCGAGGAGACGGCGGCAGGCGCCUUGGGAGAUGAUAACUGGCCUCCCGUCGCACCGUUUUAUGAUUUCCUGGGGGUAAUGGAUCACAAUGACCCCUCUUCAGCGCGGCAACAACGGCCCAAACGGGAAAGGUCUGAGGGCGAGACCAGAGAAGGAGGAGGAGAAGACGGAGGGGUGAGCGGUGCAGACGAUGUGACGGUAGAAGAAGAAGAAGAAGAAGCCAGUUUAUCCAGUACAGGUCCAAACCAACACACUGAACUUUGACCUCUGGGUGGUAAAAAUAAACGGUCACAUUGGUUUUAUUUUUAUACAACGUUUUCCCACCGCACCACCAUCUUUUACCGAUCAUGUUUAUGUCGAGAACGCUCUACCAACUGAGCCACCGUCGCCCAAAACCAAUUUACCAUCUACUGUUUACAACGUUAUAGGAUUAUUUUACGCUGUUUUUAAUAUUUUGUGUAUUUUUCAAGUGUUUUUUUACACUGGAUUUCCUUCAUUUUGUGUUUUCGAUGGACCAGAGACACUAUUUUUUCAUAUAUUUACAUUUGUUGACGCUUAAACGCACAUUCAAGCUGUUUUUUAAUAUCCGUUACACUGUGGCUGUCUGACCACUAGAGGCGCUGUAACUGGACUGUGGUGCGAUAUAACGUGAUCUCGAGUGAGUUUUAUGAGUCAGAUUUUCCGCACAGCUGCUAAAGUAGAGAAGUUCUACAGACGUGAUGUGGCGCGGAGACAGGAGACGAUUUCAAAAUGAGGUAAAUGGAAAUUAUAUAAGUUCUGUAGAUUGAGGAACAGAGGCGUCGGCGGCCAUUUUACUUCACU